GAUUUGAUCAGUCUGCGUUCGGCCGUCGUUCAUACGCAGCUCUCCCGAUUACGUCUCGUCGAUCCCGCUCAAUCGCUCCCCCGAUCCGGGUCCGCGCCGCGGAAAAACUCCGUCAACCGUCCUCGUCCGUUUGGGGCGCCGCCGAGUCGAAAACAGUUUGCGAAUUUUUUUUUUUUAUUAUUUUUAUUUUUAUUUUUUAUUUUUAUUAUUAUCAACUCUUAUUAACUAUACAUGUAGUUUUUGAAAAAAAAAAAAAUUAAAAUCGUUUCCCUUCUUUCCGCCCACGCGGCCAAAACGACCGCGAUAUCGCGAAGUCCGGCGGGUCACUAUGAUCGGUCCGUCGCCGUCGCCGACGCUGUCGCUCGACCGGCCGGCGAAACGGUGCGCGCCGGUCGUCCGGACCAAACGGUAAAUCGGCAAUAAUUAUCAUUAUUAUUGCAACGCUGCCGCGAAAAUUACCGUUGCGAACCGCAACUGACAAUCGUGUUUUAUAUUAUAUAUAUAUAUGUCACUCGUAUAAUAUAGAUCAUUUUUUUAAUCUUGUUCUGUUUUUAAUUCGUUCGCUCGAUCGUGUAUACUACUUAUCGCGCAAACGUUCACCGCAGAUUUUUUUCCGCGUCCGAUCUGCCACAGAUCGUCAGAGAUUUUAACAAUCUCCAGUAAUCGCAGAUCCGCGACAUACGCCCGCGGCAAGAACGAUAACCACUGACAUAUUAUUGCUGCAGUUUACCGGCCGUCUCACCGCCCGCCGGAGGCGAACAACAGUGACAAUCGUCUGAAAAUCUCGCGUGCACGAGAAAAGCUCGGUAGAAGCCCACCGCCGCUGGCACGGACGGAGGGAAAUCCGGCCAAAGGUCGACGGCAGGUCUAUCCGUGCAGACAUGGUGUGUGGCCGACGACGACGAAGCCGCCGCCGCUACGCACCUGAAUUCUCACCUGCUGCAUGAGUCGCGUUCAACCACUUACGUUAACAAAAAUAAUCCAGAGUGCUUUCGUUCUAUUAAUGGUGGUGUUGUGCGACAUUUGGAGGUGCGGCCCUGGCUAUGGAUUUGGGGUCCGACUAUACAACGAUUGCAGUAGUCGAAAUGUCAGGGUUGACUACCGGGGACGAGUUCUCGCCGACGACGAGACUUCGAAUCCAUUUCAAAACCUGACUGUCAAAUCCCUGGACUUCAGUAUUCGACUGUCGAUAUUCGCUGAGGAGUCGCAUCGGUAUUUGUGUUUCAACAACAAAUGGUCCCUUGUUGGUUCGAAACAUUUCCGCGGCCCCAAGUGUCUGUUCUACGAGGAGAUGCUUUCCACCGGGUACACACGGUACAAGUCGGUGGUCGACAAGUCGCGGUACAUAGGUUUCAACCGGCGGGGCCGUCCAAUGCGGCGGCACGUGUUCCACACGGACCCGCUGAACCGUUGCCUGAACUUCCUCAAGCUGGACACCAAGUUUGACAUCGGCGACCACAACCGCAAAGUGGCCGCUUCGUCGGGCAAGACCAUCGCGGUCGGCGGCAGCGGAGGCAAGCGCAACGGUGCGUCCAAGAAACCGAUUGCGUCGUCCGGUGGCGGUUACAACAGAAAAUCGCCAACGACCACCUCCACGACGACGACCACCACGACGACAACCACCACCACCACAACCACCACCACAACGACCACUACACCACCACCACCACCUCCACCACCAUCACCGUCAACACAUCCUUCUUCUAAACCACCAGUCAAGCACAGUCGAAUUCGGUUCAGACACAACCGACGCAACAGACACCGUCCCGAAGCCCUUCAAUCGUUAGAUCAAGACUAGAAUAGUAUUAUAUUAUUACUAUUAUUAUUAUUAUUAUUAUUAUGACUAUUACUAUUAUUAUUAUAAUUAUAUUAUUAUCGUCAUCGUUAUAGUAUUCUCGUGACACCAGACUCGUAAAAAACCAAGCAGUUAUCAUCACAAUUUUUACUAUUAUUAUUGUAAAUUUAAUAUUUAUAACGGAACGAAAUUCCCGAUCAUCGACGCAUAGGUCGUAGUUUUUUUUUAUAUUUUAUCUACGAACACCCGACGAUGUUGCUGCGAUUUAUAGGUAGAUAAUAUUAUAUAGGUUAACGAUCGCGGUGGCGUUUGAGGUAUUUUUACGUAGGUACACAAUCAAAACCCUCCUCGGGGGGGACUAUUUUUCUUUAAAUGUUUUUUUAUCAUUAUAUUUAUAUUUGUUGCGUGAAUGCAAUGUUUAAACGUCGUUUUUUUUUUUUGUUUGAUUUUCAAACGUAUCUCAGCUAACUGUGUUACUACAGUCGUUGACGACACCGUGUGCUCGUCAUAAUGAUUCGAUUCGCGUGGUGCACUCAUUACCCGGAGAGAGGUGAAAAAUCUGUGCUCGCGCGUAUCGACUACGGAUUUUCCCGUCGCGUUUCCCGAAGAUAACCGAACGGUCCAGUGUUUGUAGGACCGAUGUACAAUAGUUUUAUAUUCGUACGAAAUUGGAUGAUCCAUUCUAUAUGCCAUGAUAUCAUACCGUUGCUCCGGGGGCACGUCUGACAUUCCGUUGGGCAUGUUACCGAUUUACAUUUUAUUAUUAUUAUUAUUAUUAUUAUUACUUUUAUUAUAAUUAUAGGGAUUAAUAUUUAUUUUACCGCCCAAAGUAUAUUGUGUUUUAUUAUAAGCUGUUAUUUCCGCACCUCCCCUUCUCGCGACGAUUGGCUCCUCGUUAAUCAUAAGAAUGACAACAAAUAUUACUCGCGUGUUACUUAUUAUAAUAUAUAUUAUCAUAUACUAUAAGCAGGUAACAUCAGUGUACCAUAUUGUAGCCAUCAGAACAAAAUGCGCAUAGUUAAAAUGAAAGAGUCCAAUGCUAUUAUUUGAAUUGUCACGGAAAACAUGUUUAGUAAUAUUGUUUAGUAUGAUAAAUCUAGUCAAUAUUUCCUUUCCAUUAUAAGCACUUAUAAUCCACAACAUCAAGUAUAAAAUAAAAGCGUAAAAUGACGUAACAUUGUGUAGUAAUUUCACGCCUUAGAAAUAAAAUACGAAGUAACGAACGCGAUAGUAGAAUAUUGAACUAUAUAGUGUUAUGAUAUUAUAUAAUAUAUUAUAUUGUUUUGCGUAUCUAGAGCCUACAUAAAAUAUAACGAGUAAAACGUUCUCAAUACCAAAAAGUAUUAAUAUUUCUAAUUUCUAAAAAAAAAAAAAAUCAUUUGUUGAAAGCUAUGGGAAGAAAAUAAAAUAUUUGUAGCGUUUAAACAAUUCUUUAGUCACGAGUGUCCAUCAGGUAUUAUAGGUACAAGCAUAGUCAUAUUAAAUUGAAAAAAAAGUGUGUAUUGUUAAUCUUAAUAAAUAAUAAAAAAAAAAAAAGUUAAAACGGUUUUAAAUUAUUUUUCAGCGAGGAUAUAAUUUAUAGAUAACGUUUAAACUUCACCGACUGCGUGUACCUUCAUAUUGUAUAAUAAUGUAGUAACACUCCGUGUACAGUUUAGGUUAUAAGUAUAUUUCCGUUUUGUAACGUCUCGUUUUGAUCAAACCACGGGUUGCCGGACUUAAGCAUAUAAGUAUAAAAUAAAUAAUGUGUUCAUGUGUAGUAUAGUAACACUAAUAAUGAUGAUGAUAACUGUUCUGGAAACACGAGAAUAAUAUAAGAUGAUUAUACUAAAUACAUAAUAUCUGUGUUAUACAGUGCAAAUCGUUUAUAAUGACGUUCGAGGGACCAGUAGUAAAUGUAGGUCAUAAGCAUUAUAACAAACCGCCAUACAACUGAAUGGCAUGUACGGGAGUUUUUCUCGGAGUCUCGGACACUCCAUUAUUUUAGUUCACACGGGACCCGACAACAUUAUGACAAUAUUAUACAACCGCGGUGUCUUUAUAAACGAUUUCUACUGUACAAUGUAUACCCAUACAGUAUAAAUUUCAUCAGCAUAUACAAAUAAUAAUUAACAAACUUGAAUUAGGAGAACCGACCGCGUUCGGAUGAUAUAUUGUUUAACGUAAGUAAAAAAAAAAAAAAAAUAUAUCGAUGUACUAUCGAUAAAUCUCUAUGAGAUGAACGUUUUUAUUUUUUUGUUUGUCUCUCUCUCUCUAUCUCUCUCUCUCUCUCUCUUGUAAAUAUUGUCUAUAUAUAAUCACUAUGUACAUACACGGAACUGUACCAUUUUAGUUGCCUCCCCUCCCCGCCCCCAAAUUCCUUACCACCCUUUUUAUUUAUUUAUUUAUUUUAUAAUUUUUUUUUUUUUUUACAUACAUUUUUACAUAAUUUAUGUGACACCAUCCCUACUAUACAAAAUAAUUUUACGCUUUUAUGUUCUGACUCUUCGACGUCAGUGAACACCAUAUUAGUACAGGUACAUCUAUAAUACCUGACCCAAUAUUAUUGAAACACAAGUCUAUGACGAUAUGUCUUUAUCCAAAAUAUUUAGCAGUAUUAAAAAUAACGUUGUAUAUAAUUAACUAUAUUUAGAUGAGCGUGUUGGUAGUGCCACACGCCCAUGUUUUUUGUAAUGUUCUAAAACGCUUGUCGCGUUAACCGGUGCCAUACAAUAUAAUAUAUAUAUAUAUGUAUGUAUAUAUAUAUAAUUUAUAAAAAAAUCCACAGUAAUUAUGUGUUUUUAUUUUCAUAGCCCCGUCCCCUGUCCCAACACCCACAAAUUUAUUUUUAUUUGAUUUGUAACUAUAUAAUAUAUGCAUAUAUAUAUAUAUAUAUAUACGUAUACAUAGACAUUAACAUAAUUAUUGUUACGAUUAUUAUUAUUGUGUUUUUUUUUUUUUUAAUUCAUGUGUACAAUGUGUUGUACAAAUGUACAAUACAAGCGAUUUAUAUUAAUUUUUUUUUUCCAAUUUAAACUCUAUUAUUACCUCUCCCCCACCAGGCACAUCAUACUAUAUGGUAACAACCGUCGUCGUGUUAUUAUUAUUAUAAAAACAAAACAUAUUAUUAUAAUUAUUAUUAUUAUUAGGUACCUGAGCAGAUCGCCGCUCGCUAACAUGUAUUAUUAUUUUUUUUUUUAAACUUCACGCCGGCUAUUCGAUAAUUAUUGUACGCUUAUUGCACGUCCCAACUAUUGUCCCAUCACUUUCCUCCUAUACCAUAUUAUAUUUUAAUAUGUAUACCCGCACUCAGUGCUUGAAUUGCGAAAAAAAUAGAAAGGGGAUGCAAGAGUGUAAAAUAAAAUUUGCGUACCUGAAUAUUUAAAUAAUAUCGUAUCGAUUAAGAUAUAUGGGUACGCAUAAAUAUUUUUUUAAAAGAAGAGGGACUCCGUCACCCCACAAUUCAAGCACUGCCAGCACUAGUAUAGGUAGCCGGUCGUGUGAUAAACAUGUAUAUUUGUGUGUGUGUAUGUGUGUGUGUGUGAGAGAGUGUAUGUUUGUGUGUAUGUGAGUUUGUUGUUUCGCCAUAAUGCGAUGCGAUUUAAUAAUAAUGUACUACUACUACUACUACUACUACUACUACUACUACUACUACUACUUUUAGUAAUCAAAAUAAAAAUAAAAAAACCUAAUGUAUUAAGCUUUGUAAUAAUAAACAAAAUAUGUCUUAA
Messenger RNA from Rhopalosiphum padi (bird cherry-oat aphid), 5505 nucleotides. Its product is annotated as merozoite surface protein 2-like. The record is from RefSeq and is a predicted model, not a curated record. Gene Ontology annotation, molecular function: type 2 fibroblast growth factor receptor binding; growth factor activity; type 1 fibroblast growth factor receptor binding. Gene Ontology annotation, biological process: cell differentiation; positive regulation of protein phosphorylation; positive regulation of gene expression. Gene Ontology annotation, cellular component: cytoplasm. The transcript is spliced from 5 exons. Bases 944 to 1798 code for a protein of 284 amino acids. NCBI's taxonomy places the organism in Eukaryota, Metazoa, Arthropoda, Insecta, Hemiptera, Aphididae.